UUAGUCAUCUCCUCCCCUCUAGCCGGUUCUAGCCCUCUGAAUCAGUCAAGAACACUACAGAACAUCUCAAUAGCAACCAUGCAGCUGUGCUACGGACCAAUGGCAUGCCUCACGCUCUUCCUCUUGUUAACGGCCACUGGCACUGGAGCAGAUAAGGUGCACAGCUGUUGCACAGAGGUCUCCAGGCAGAAGAUCACGGUUCCUAUCAUCGGAGCCAGAAUGCAGAAAAAGAAUCCUCCCUGUGUCAAGGCUGUCAUCUUUGAGACUGAAGAUGGAGAGAUCUGCAGCCACUGGAAAGAAGCCUGGGUUCGACACACAUUCAUUCAGCUGGAAAUGGCCAGAAGGUCACUGAAUACACAGAACACCACCACCGCCUCCCAGUAGAGGACACUUCUUCUUCUCCUUGUUUAUCAAUCAUCACCAACAUCGUCACUGGCUGAACUUGAGGGACAGCAUUGUUUAAACCUGUCAUUUAAAUGAUCAACCUUUAAAUUAUGUUAUUUAUGAUAAUUAAGGUAUAAUUUAAUCCAUUUAAAUAUUGUGAGAAAAACUGGUGUAUUUAUUAUUUAUUUAUUUCAAGUUGAAGGAUUUAUUGGGUGUUUAAUGUGUGUGUAGGGGGCUAUGUAUGAUUUGCAGUUUGAUAUGUGCUUUUAACAUUCAAUUAAUUCCUGUGAUGUAUAUGUGUAUCAAACCUGUUUAAAAACAAAACGAAAGCCUAUUUAAGCUCAAAUGGAGAAUUGAAGACAUAAGAUUUUAUGCCACCAUUUUUUUUAAACAAAAUAAACAAUAUUUUACACUAAUAGUGCA
This is a messenger RNA of Salmo salar (Atlantic salmon), 807 nucleotides long. RefSeq lists its product as uncharacterized. Gene Ontology annotation, cellular component: extracellular region. The record is from RefSeq and is a predicted model, not a curated record. Lineage: Eukaryota; Metazoa; Chordata; Actinopteri; Salmoniformes; Salmonidae. Gene Ontology annotation, molecular function: chemokine activity. Gene Ontology annotation, biological process: immune response.